Molecule: messenger RNA, 1857 nt
Organism: Helianthus annuus (common sunflower)
Lineage: Eukaryota; Viridiplantae; Streptophyta; Magnoliopsida; Asterales; Asteraceae
Exons: 4
Coding region: 1-1857 (618 amino acids)
Source: RefSeq, a predicted model, not a curated record
AUGGAUUCGUUGGGUAAUAGAUAUGAGGGGGAAGAUGUGGCGGAUGCUAUGGUUUCGCAUUACAUGAAUUUUUUGGGUGUAGAGAUUCCGGUCCAAAGGCUUAACUCGGAAAAUCUGUUUACGAAUGUUCUUAGCAGUGAUGUUGCGGAUCAUAUGAUUCGUCAAGUUACUCGUGAGGAGGUCAAGCAAGCCAUGUUUAGUAUUGGUGAAGAUAAGGCUCCGGGUCUGGAUGGAUACACGUCGGCUUUCUUCAAGCAUGCUUGGGAUGUUGUUGGUAAUGAGGUGACUAAUGCUGUAUUGCAGUUUUUUGAAAACGUAAACUGGGACUUUUUGGAGCUAAUUCUUACUCGGUUUGGUUUUCAUCAGAAAAUGGUGAAGUGGUUCAUGACGUGUGUAACCACAGUGUCGUACUCCUUGAGUAUUAAUGGCAAUCUUCAUGGGUAUUUUAAGGGCAAACGUGGGCUUAGGCAAGGAGACCCAAUGUCGCCUUACCUUUUCACGUUAAUUAUGGAGGUAUUAUCUCUUUUGUUACGACAAGCGGCAAACAACUCUUAUAAGUAUCAUGCCGUAUGUGCUAAGGAGAAAAUUAUUAAUGUAUCGUUUGCUGAUGAUUUAUUCAUAUUUGUUCAUGGAGAUGUGGUUUCGGUUAGAAAAAUCAAGAAGGCGCUGGAAAUUUUUACUAAUAUUUCAGGAUUAGCUCCUAGUCCAGCUAAGAGUACAGUUUUCUUCUGUAAUGUUCCCCCUUCGACCAGGCAGGAAAUUCUUGACAUUAUGCCGUUUCAGGAGGGUUCCCUUCCGGUCCGGAUUCGUGCUAAGGUUGCUUGGAAAGAUGUGUGUUUGCCUAAAGAUGAAGGUGGUUUGGGUAUUCGAAAUAUUUCGGAUGUUAAUAAAUCUCUUAUGGCAAACCAUAUUUGGAGUAUUAUUACUAACCGGGAGUCUAUUUGGGUGAGAUGGAUUCAUACCUACAAGCUUAAAGGUAGGAAUUUUUGGGAGGUUCCUUGUCGGGGGAGUAUGAGCUGGGGAUGGAGGAAAAUUUUAUCUAUCCGUAAUAUCAUUCGUCCUCACAUCUGGUCUUCUUUAAAGAGUGGGCUACAAACUAAUGUGUGGAGUGAUAUGUGGUGUACGGGGAGCCCACUUAGAUCGUUUAUAACUCCACGGUACAUUACUAAUGCUGGUUUUAACCUUCGGACUACGGUUGCGGAGGUUAUUGAUCCGAGUGGAAACUGGAAAUGGCCUCAAGCGUGGCUUGAUUUAUUUCCAGUUUUAAUCACUGUUUCGGUUCCCAAUUUAGAUCCUAAUGCAGUGGACCGGCUUGUUUGGAAAGAUUUGGAUGGAAAAACAGGCGAUUUUAAAUCGGCUCAUGUUUGGAACACCAUUCGGAGUAGAGAGCAUCACGCUUUGUGGGCAAACAUGGUUUGGUUUUCUCAAUGUAUCCCGAGGCACGCGUUUCAUAUGUGGCUGGCGUUUAGAAAUAAGUUAAAGACACAGGAUAGGAUGGCAGUUUGGGAAGCAGCUCAAGUGUGGAAUAAAGUGAAGGCGAUGGUAAACUUGACGAAUGUGGAUAUUACUUGGUCAUCAAUUCUAACUUGGGUGGAACAACACUCAAGAUCAAAGAAUGUUGAUCACAUUGUGUGUAAGUUGGUGAUAGCAGCCGCUUCGUACUACAUUUGGCAGGAAAGGAAUAACAGGUUGUUUAAUAAUAAUAAGAGGUCGGUAGAUCAAGUCACUGAGAAGGUUAAAGGCUCAGUUCGGUUGCGGCUGAUGGGAUUCAGAUUCCGUGUGAGCUCGGCUAGGGAAAGGAUCUUCAAGGCCUGGCAGAUUGAAGAUAGCAACUAUGAUUUAGUGGAUCCGGGCUAG